Molecule: messenger RNA, 3685 nt
Organism: Anopheles funestus (African malaria mosquito)
Lineage: Eukaryota; Metazoa; Arthropoda; Insecta; Diptera; Culicidae
Gene: adp
Product: WD and tetratricopeptide repeats protein 1
Exons: 9
Coding region: 879-2816 (645 amino acids)
Biological process (GO): negative regulation of fatty acid biosynthetic process
Cellular component (GO): cytoplasm; Cul4-RING E3 ubiquitin ligase complex
Molecular function (GO): protein binding
Source: RefSeq, a predicted model, not a curated record
UGUCAAUGCAAUUAAAUCAUUUGUUGUCAUCGGUGCAUUGUGAUGUCUUCGUGGACUGCGAUUAUUGAUAGGGUAGGAUGAGAUGUGAUUAAAAUAAAAGUAAUCCAUGCAUUUGCAGUGGAACGGUUUGCAGUACAAAGUCCUGCUAGGUGCACUUUCCUGGGAUUGUAAUCUGCAAAUUUGCCAAAAGUGCUAACCGAAAAACUUCUUCGUAAAAUUACCAACAGAGAGAGAAGGUUGGGUUUUGUGCAUAAAAAACAAAGACGUUCUAGCGUACUCUAACAACGAUUGAGAUAUUUUCUGUGAAAUCUUAUCGCUUCCCUGUUUCACGAAGAGCUCAAAUCCGGAGGUAACAUUCGCCCGACGAUAGUACCGGUUGUGCAUAACGAAUAUCAAAAAUUCUACCCGUAACUGUGUUCUUCGGGAAUGUUUGACUAGCUUGAAUCUUUGAAUGUUUCCGCUUUAUCACGACAUAAUCAUACACCCAGCAUGAAGGUUCUGGAAAGUGGUACAUAAUAAGGGUAAACAUUCCAGAGUGUGCCGUAUCGUGAGACGAACGACAAGUCUGAACAAGUGCGAUUUUGUUGUUUGUGCCGAGCGAUAGCCGCCACCGCAGUGAGUGCGAAAGAGAUAACGAGCGUGUGGGUGCAUCGGAAUUGAACGGUACAGGGGCAGAGCAGAGAACUGCGGCUCGGUGUGUCCCCGGCAGGUAAAGAGGAGCUGGUCGGCCUUCUCCAAAAAGUUGCUGUGGUUUCCUAGAUUAGAGUGUGAAAAGUGUCGACUGUCCAUCAAACCCGAACGUUGGCACAGUUGCGAACAGUGAGCCAUUCGCGCAGCCCAUCCUCGUGCGACCUGCCGCGGAAAAAUAGUACGCAACAAUGAACAUGAAACCGAAACAACCGUACGGAAAUUCUCGAAAUGUAACGAAAAUAUUAACUGGCCGUGCGUACUGGGGCAUGGAGCAUGUGCUCCGGAAGCGCCUCCGCACAGCGCCCCAGUUUGUGGAUAACAUCGAGCUGGAAGCGGAACUGCGCGGUCACAACGGAUGUGUGAACUGUUUGCAGUGGAGCGACAAUGGACGCAUCCUUGCAUCCGCAUCGGACGAUUUCCAUGUCAUGCUGUGGGAUCCGUUUCGUCACAAGCAGUUACAUGAUCUGGUCACACCACACGAAGGCAACAUUUUUUCCGUAAAGUUCCUGCCCAAGCGAAACAAUUCCCUCCUGGUUACUGGUGCCGGCGACUGCAAAACCUUCGUGUUCGAUGUCAACCGACAGAAUGACUACCCGAUUCGGCAGUGCAGCUGCCAUACGCAGCGCGUCAAACGUUUGGCCACAUCGCCCCGAAAUGUGCAUAUGUUUUGGUCGUCCGGCGAAGACGGAUUGGUACUGCAGCACGAUCUACGUCAACCGCACGAUUGCCGUGGACAGGACGCAAAUGUGCUGAUAGAUCUGCGAAGCUACGUGUUUGCAGCGCCGGAAGUGAAAUGUAUCGCAAUCAAUCCGCAACGCCCUGAGCAGCUGGCUAUCGGGGCAAAUGAUAUCUACGCCCGGCUGUACGAUCGGCGAAUGAUUUCUCCUGGCAAGGUUCAUAGAAGUGUAAAUGGUGUGAUUGAACCGGCCAACGUGACCGGCGUAAGCAUCCCGAAGGAUGGUUGCGUGAAAUACUUCUGUCCCGGUCAUUUGGAUAGCAAGUAUCAAGCCGCCCAACAGUUGGGCGACAUUUAUCAGUACAAAGCGGUCACUUACCUCACAUUCAGCCCCGACGGUACGGAAUUGCUGGCCAACAUGGGUUCGGAUCACAUUUAUCUGUAUGACGUUACCCAUCCACGACAUGCACUGUUUCUAGAAUUGCCAAAGUUUCCUAGUACGCCUGAUGGUGGUAAUGCGAAUGGUAGCGAUUGUAAUGGCGGUGAAGCGGGUGUAACUGUUGGAGCGGAGAAAACGAAACACAAGUUCCCACCGGAUGUGGAACAGCUGAAAAAGGAGGGGAACGCAAGCCUGGAGAAGGAUCAGUUCCUGCAGGCAAUCAACAAGUACACACAAGCGAUAGAGAAGGUGAAUGGCAAGGAUUGUGCUAUAUUUUACCUAAAUCGUGCAACGGCCCUGAUGAAACGCGGUUGGUACGGUGAUGUAUAUGCCGCUGUACGAGACUGUCACACCGCGUUGCGACUGGACCCACACUACGUGAAAGCUCAUUUCCGGUUGGCUAAGGCUUUGCUCAAGUUGGAAAAAUCGAAAGAAGCACAGAUCUGUCUGGAGGAACUCGUAAGACGGUUUCCAUCGUACGCGAAAAAUCCGGGCAUUCUCAUGCUGGAGAAGGACAUAGGGAUCGAGAUAGAAAAGGCACGACACCGGACCACGCUAGGUCGAAAUCCGGACAUUCAAAUCGAAAACUACACGGAAGAGGAAAAGUACUGGCGAUCGAUGUCGAUGGAUUACGAGCAGCGUUACAUCGGACAUUGCAACACGAAGACGGACAUCAAGGAGGCGAACUAUUUUGGUGAUUCAAACUAUAUCGUUGCUGGAUCCGAUGACGGAAAUUUCUUCAUCUGGGAUCGGCACAGUGGCAUCAUCCAUUCGAUCUUUCAAGCCGACGAGCUUAUCGUCAACUGCGUGCAGCCGCAUCCGUUCAUUUGCAUGCUGGCGACGAGUGGCAUCGACCAUGAGGUGCGCCUCUGGUCACCGCAGUCGCCGGAGAAACCAGCGUUGCGACGUGUGCUUAAUGUCGAUAAUGUCGUGGACGACAAUCAGACUCAUAUGCAGAUCGAUCCGUUUGAUUCGAUUGCACCGGACCAGGCGAUCUGUCGGGCUAGUUAGCUUCUAGCGCAACUGAUCGGCAGUAUAAUUCAUGUGAUUAAAGCUAGCAUUAAUAAAUUUUUUGCAAGAGUUCCGUUUCUGUAACUGAAACGGAGACCGGCUGUCCGGUACUGCGGGGAUAUAUAUUGCAGGACCAGGAGAACAUACUUGCCAGAAGGUAGGGCCGUCUGCUCCCGGUGCACUACACGCUACUACUCAACAAUUGUGAAUGAGUUGAGUGAUUACGAGAUUAGGAGAAUUGCUGUCGAGAAAUAGCAAAGUCUUCGACGACCGAACACAUCUACGCGAAAUUAUUUUUUUUCAUCCCAGGUGGAAAAGUAUGUAAUGGGUAGAGUACAACACCUUUGUGACACAUAGAAAUUCGGCUCUCGGUUCAGCUACUACUACAUGCAAACGGCAUGUGCACGUGAACUCACCACACACUCUCUCUCUCCCUCUUCAGCAUCUUCCAUUCAAAGUGGAAUCGAGAAUUAUUUUUGUUUUGUUAUGAAACCUUGCGUAAUCGUAUAGUUUAAAGUGUUGUGGAACGAAAAAAAAAAACAACCACCCACAAGGAUAUAUUUCGAGCAGCAAGCGUAUUUAAAUAUUUAAAGUCGAAUUUAAAGUAUAAUUAAACUUUUUGGAUUGAAUCGUUCUGCAUCGUUUUGAUAGGUUUUUAUCAGUGAUCUUUUACUUCCUAGAAUGAACAAUGUUCUGUUCUGUCUGCAUGAAAUCGUGUCCAAAAAGCUAAUAUGUUGUAAUUUCUAUUAGAUGAACUCAUUUCAGCAUUACGUUGAAACUGAAAAAAAGAAGCAUAUUUAACGCAAUACUAUCGUGGCAAGCGAAAUUAUAACGAAUAAACACACGUUCCAUAUCCGAACGAAUCGGAA